Messenger RNA from Drosophila sulfurigaster albostrigata, 319 nucleotides. RefSeq lists its product as uncharacterized. Bases 38 to 268 code for a protein of 76 amino acids. The transcript has 2 exons. The record is from RefSeq and is a predicted model, not a curated record. NCBI's taxonomy places the organism in Eukaryota, Metazoa, Arthropoda, Insecta, Diptera, Drosophilidae.
UAAACUCAUUCAGUUUAACAAGCACAUCACACACAAUAUGAAGUGGUUUUCGUUCUCGCUGCUGCUGGCAGUAAUUUCAAUGUUUGCACUCUUGGAGGCAGCUCCAUCUGGUCAAAUACGAGUACGCACCCAAGUCACACAGCGAGUGCAUGUGAGAAAUGGCAACAUCAAGUGGAAUGGCGAUUGUCACAAUUGCAACAUACGCACCACAAAAAACACCGCUGAAGUGACGAGUACAAGGCGCAGAGAAUACGUGCGUCGAUUCUAAUAUCUAGUAGUAGUAGUAAUAAAUACUUAUUUAUGCCCACGAAAAAAAACA